CCCUUCAGUUCAGUCGUCCCACUGUGCAUGUGACUUCCUACUCACUGUAUAUGCUGCAACUAUACGGGUCUCCAAAAUUGUCAUGCGAUAACUGAAUCAGUGGAAUUUCACCGCAACCCACGAGCAUUUUUUCUCGGAUACAUCCCACGGGUCCAAUGCAAACCGAUCUCGUCAAAUCGCAACAAGAGUAGCAAGUAUGGCUGAAGACUUUCUCCGCGAUAAUCCAGGGCUGAGGCCGUUCGUUCUCUCCGACGUCCAGCGCACUGGUCACAAAAUCGGCAGCGGAGCCUACGGCAAAGUGGAGGAGGUGGUCGUUCAGGUCGGCGCCGCUGCGAAAACCAUCUACCCCUUCUUGCAAGGGGGAGAGCGGACUGCGGUUGGCCAACAGCCGAAAGCAGCGACGGAGUUCGUGAGAGAAUGUCAGCUUAUGAGCACUCUCCGCCAUCCGAACAUCGUCCAGUUUCUGGGCGUCGUUUUCUUUUCCGACUCGCGAAUGCCAGCCCUCGUCAUGGAGCGACUGUUGACGAGUCUUCAUGACUUGCUGGCUCCGGACUCACCUUUUCCGUCCGGCGCCGUCACACCGAUAUCUUUCUUCUCCAUGGCCCUCAAGUGCUCCGUACUGCACAACGUAGCGUGUGGCCUAGCCUACCUCCACGAGCGAUCGCAACCCAUCAUCCACCGCGACUUGUCGGCCAGAAACGUUCUCCUGGACUCGGAGAUGGUCGCCAAGAUAGCGGACCUAGGCGUGGCUCGUAUCGUGGCGGGGCCUGAAGCUGCUACUAGGACGCAGGGACCCGGGGCUUUAGUUUACAUGCCCCCAGAGGCCUUCACAACAAGUCGAUCAAGUUUUGAUGCGACACGGUACGAUGCUAGUAUCGACAUCUUCUCUUUUGGUGUCAUUGCCAUUUUCACAAUCGGAGGAAUCUUCCCCUCUAAUCUCCUACCACCCGCCUAUGAAGACGAAAAUAAAAAGCUAGUAGCUCGCACUGAACUACAGCGACGCGCUGAGUACAUGCGAUAUGUGAACGAGCAACUCCGUGCCUGUGGCCAGCUCCGUGGGGACCACCCUCUCAUUCGGCUGAUCCAGCAAUGCCUGCACAACGGUCCUCACAAACGUCCGAGUAUUGGUGAGGUGCUUCGUCUGUUGGAGGAGGCCAGAGCUGGUUUUAGAGAUGAAGGGAGUGAGAGGAACAAACGUGAACUGGUACGAGCUCUUCAGACCCAGCCCAGGAACGAGAACUUGGAGCGUAUCCUGCGACACAUGGUGAAAGAGAUUGCAGAGCUCCAGUCCAGGGUGGAGGGGCAAGACGGGGAGUUAGCUGUACUGCAACAGCAACUGGACACACUGAGGGCCAAAGUCCCGGAGCCUCCCUUGCAGGUCAGUGGACCUGGUCUAACAUCAGCCACAGUCAACCACCCAACACACGUCCUAGUCCAACCGAGUGACUACAGCCCUACUCUCUAUUCCAACACAGCCAAAGUCACAGCACGCCUCGAGCCUGUUUCAGAAACCGCACCCACCACUCCAUCCAGAAUCAACCUACAAGUAGCCAUGACGUCUCCCUCCCAAUACGAGGUGUCGUACACACCAGUCAGUCGAGGCCAACACAAACUCCACGUUCAAGUCAACGACAGAGAAAUCAAUGGCAGCCCCUUCACCGUGACCGUGUACCCUGACCCCAGACAACUAGGCCACCCAGUGAGUGUUUAUACAAGCCUGAGUGGGCCGUACGGAAUGACAUUCAACAAAGACAACGACAUAAUUGUCACCGAAAGUAACGGUGAUACAUUGUCCAUCAUUGACGCCCAAAGAAGGAACGUCCGCAAAUUCCACGGAGCGAUUUCGGAUUCACCGAAGGGCGUGGCUAUUGACGGUGCCGGCAACAUCUACGUGACCAGCAAAAACAAGCUUCAGAAAUUCUCCGCCACUGGGGCGCUGAUUAAACGCAUUGGCAGAACCGGAAGAAGUGAAGGGGAAUUUGCAGACCCGCGUGCCGUGACGGUACACAACGAUCAGCUGUACGUGUGCGACAUCUACAACCACCGCAUUCAAGUCUUUGACCUCGACUUGAACUUUGUCCGAUCCAUCGGCUCGCACGGAGAGGGACGCGAGGAGUUUGACGAGCCCCAAGACGUCUGGUUCGACACCGCUGGGAACAUGUACGUGGCAGAAUGGGGGAACGGAAGGAUUCAAGUGUUGGACGGGAAUUGCAAGUUCAAGCAUGAAUUUGGUCGCGAAGGGAGUCGACCAUCGGGUCUUACGAUUGCUGACCGAUACGUGUAUGUGUCCGAUCUCAGCGGUCACUACAUCGCCAUUUACGACACCUCGGGUCAGUUUGUCGCUGCGUUUGGAAGGGAUGGUACCAAGGAGGGUGAGUUCCAGGGACUACGCGGUAUCAAUACAUGCGUCGAUGGAUUUAUACACGUAUGUGACAGUGGCAACAACAGAAUACAGUCAUUUUGAGAUUUUUGUAUAGUCAUUUUGAUUUUUGUACAGAAUACAGUCAUUUGGAUUUAUGAAUUUGAUUUUUGUACAGAAUACAGAAUUUGAUUUUUGUAUAAUUAUACAGAAAAUAGUAUUUUGAUUUCUGUACAGAAUACAGUCGUUUUUUUAUAUUUGUACAGAAUACUUGAUUUUUACGAUUUUUCUGCAUAACACACCAAGCAAUAUCUGUAACACCCAUUCACACUUUCUGCACACUAUUAUUAUAGAGCUCUAUAAUUAUAUCAUCAGCUCACUGGACACUGUCCGCU
This is a messenger RNA of Geodia barretti, 2754 nucleotides long. The record is from the annotation of a GenBank genome assembly. Lineage: Eukaryota; Metazoa; Porifera; Demospongiae; Tetractinellida; Geodiidae.